Molecule: messenger RNA, 981 nt
Organism: Rotaria sp. Silwood1
Lineage: Eukaryota; Metazoa; Rotifera; Eurotatoria; Philodinida; Philodinidae
Source: the annotation of a GenBank genome assembly
AUGGCAAAAUAUCUAUUCAAAUUCGAGUAUUUACCAAAUGAAUUAAUUAUGAAGAUGUUUAAGUAUUUUGAUGCUCAUGAUCUAUAUAAUGCUUUUUAUAAUCUUAAUCAUCGUUUCAAUACAUUACUACAAACUGUCAAGUAUCUUUCACUUAAUAUUUCUUCAAAAGAACAUAUUGAACAAAAUUAUCUUCAAGUUAUGGCUCCCUACAUUUAUACAUUGACAAUUACUCAAUCGAUGAAUGUCAAUCUCAUUCAUUUUAUAGAAUUACGUCGGCUGAGUUUGGUGAACCCAACUGCUGAACUCAUUUCACAGUUUGAUACUUCUAUUGUACCUUAUUUAGAAUAUCUAUCAGUAAACUGCGAAGCGCUAACAUAUUACAUGCCUGAUUUUAUUAGAAAAAUUUUUUCUAAUCAUUUUCGUAAUUUGAGAUCUUGUCAUCUAGUCGGUGUGGAACCAAUAUAUACAAGUGAAGGAUGGACACAAUCACCAUCAAUUCGUAUUUUAAAAGUUGGGUUUAUUGAUUUAUUUAUUUAUCAAGCCAUUCUAUUGGCAUGCCCAAAUUUAUAUUUUCUUGAUUUGGAAACAUCUUUCUCAACCAAUACAUUUUCACAUAGUCAGUCAUACAUGAAUCUUAAAAGAUUGAAUAUAAAAUUCCCAUUUAAAAUGUGGCCAAGAAAUGAGCAUGUUAUUGGUGUUUUUUUCGCAUGUUUACCCAAUCUUGAACAACUUACUAUUCAUCGAGUGGAUGAACUAUCGUUAAGUAUACCACCUCUUGUUAACUAUGACUGGCUUGCAUCUAAAAUCUCUUUGUAUCUACCAUCACUUCGUCAAUUCACGUUUAAUCUUCAUUUCUGUCGUAAAGAUAGACGUUUUGAAUUAGCUCCAGACAAUGUUCUUAAUCAAUUGCAGGAAAACUUCAAAAACGUACAUAAUAAUCUAUAUCAAUCACGACUUGUUAUUGAUUCAUUCGAUCCAUAA